Amyelois transitella is the source of this 5655-nucleotide messenger RNA. RefSeq lists its product as uncharacterized. The transcript has 17 exons. Bases 135 to 3101 code for a protein of 988 amino acids. The record is from RefSeq and is a predicted model, not a curated record. Gene Ontology annotation, molecular function: tumor necrosis factor receptor binding; ubiquitin protein ligase activity; zinc ion binding. NCBI's taxonomy places the organism in Eukaryota, Metazoa, Arthropoda, Insecta, Lepidoptera, Pyralidae. Gene Ontology annotation, biological process: negative regulation of centriole replication; protein autoubiquitination. Gene Ontology annotation, cellular component: peroxisome; aggresome.
UGGUAACACUGUGCAUAGGAAUUUUGUGUUGACGCUCGAGUUGCGAAAUGUCGUGUUGUUUUAGAAUUAAUAAAAAUGUCUAAAUUAUGGUGAUUUGAGUUGCCUUUGUCCUUGUAUGUGAAACAGCUUCAAUUAUGGCCUCUAGGGGUGACAAAGGGAAUGGAAAUGGCGAAGAACAGAUUGUUGAGACGUUGGCGGAAGUAUUCCGCUGCUUCAUUUGUAUGGAGAAGUUGGUGGACGCACACCUAUGUCCGCACUGUUCGAAGCUGUGUUGCUAUGCCUGCGUGCGUCGGUGGCUGACGGAGCAGAGAUCACAAUGCCCGCACUGUCGUGCUGCUCUGCAUUUGCACGAGCUGGUGAACUGUCGUUGGGUGGAGGAGGUCACCCAACAGAUAGAAACUAUGCAGCAGCAACACGUCCAGUUGUGCCUGCAGUGUCCGACCCACCAAGAGAAAUUAACGGUGUACUGUUGGACCUGUCGUCGCUGCAUCUGCCACCGCUGCGCUCUGUGGGGGGGCACCCACUCGGGGCACACGUUCAAGCCGCUGGAGGAAGUGUACGAACAGCACGUCACUCAGAUAAGAGAUGAGGUGGCGCAGUUGCGAAGGAGACUUAUGGAACUGAUCAGUCUAGUGCAGGAAGUGGAGCGUAAUGUGGAAUCAGUGCGUGCAGCCAAAGACGAGCGUGUGCGUGAAAUCCGCAACGCCGUAGAGCUGAUGAUAUCCAGACUGGACUCUGCUCUGAAAGCUAAGCUGUUGACGCUGAUGGGACAGAAGAACAGCUUGACCCAGGAGACUGAGCAACUUGAGCAUUUGCUGCAGGAAAUUGAGCUUCAACUGCAUACCAGCACAAGAUCUGAAUUGAUAGCGAGGAGCGGGGAGCUAUUGAAGAUGAUCCAUCAGGUGCGCAAGAAACCGAUGGCCAGUUUCGUGACAGCGCCGGUACCGGCCGAUUUCCACAGUGAAAUCGUGCCGAGUUACGACAGCAGUACGUUCCCACUGAGCAACUUUACGCAACUGCGGCACGCCGCGGCCCCGGUGUACUCGGCGCCCCUCCACGUCAACGGGCUGUGCUGGCGGCUCAAGGUGUACCCCGACGGCAACGGAGUCGUGCGCGGCAACUAUCUCUCCGUAUUUCUGGAGCUUAGCGCCGGGCUGCCGGAGACCUCCAAAUACGAGUACCGCGUGGAGAUGCUCCACCAAGUGUCCCGGGACCCUUCCAAGAACAUAGUCCGGGAGUUCGCAUCCGACUUCGAAGUGGGCGAGUGCUGGGGCUACAACCGCUUCUUCAGACUCGACUUGUUGGCCAGCGAGGGUUACCACAAUCCGGAGACAGACACUUUGAUACUCAGGUUCCAAGUCCGCCCGCCGACGUUCUACCAGCGGUGUCGCGACCAGCAGUGGUACAUCAAUCAGCUGGUCACCAUGCAGAACCAGCAUGUACUGCAGAUCAACGAUCUCAAAGAGCGUCUCUCUCUAGAGAUGACCCGCAACUCCAUCACGGCCACCAGGGUGACUCCCAACACGUCGAACAACUCCCAGCCGGCGGCUGAAGACAACCCGUCUCAGAAUAACCCCGUGGACGGCAACACGCUGGUGGAGCCGCUCGUGUUCAACAGCCAGUGGAAGUUCAAUCCCAGUGCGCAUGGGAUCAUGAGCGGACAGAGAUUAAACAGUCCAGGUAUCCUGAACACGGGCAUGUUCGUAGAAGAAUCGCGCAACAAUGAUGUGUCUUCCCAGCCGGGCGUAGCUAGCGUGGGUUCGGUGGGCGGGGUGGGCGGGGUGGGCGGAGCCUUCGCCUUCGGGGACUUCGCCACUCCCCUCGAUAGGAGGCUGCAGCAACACGCUCUGGAUACGUACAAUCUGCCGUCCACUUCUAGGUCGGCAAAUUCGUUGCACGUGAGCCUGCACACGUUGCUGAACGCGAACACGCCGAGCCGCGUGGCGAGCAAGUUGGCCAACAAGUUGCCGCGGCAAGAGAAACAUCAGGUGCCUGCGAAAGAGUCCGCCACGCUCGCUGCGGUCGCGAGCAGCCCGGUGACUGAAGUGAGCCCCCCGAUCAACAACGUGGUGCUGUGCUCCUCCAUCUCGUCCCCCGAGCUGGUGGCGGCGGGCCAGGAAGCCAGCCAGCCGGCCAGCCCGCCCGCCAGCCAGCCGCCCAGCCAGCCACAUAAUGUGCACCCUGGCUCUGAGACCAGUAGUGACACCGCGGAUCUGAUGUUCAGCGAGUUGGAAGUUUUCGCCGACGAAAACAACCCUAGUCAUGUCGACGAGAACUCGAAUGAGGAAAAUGACGUCGACGAUGAGGCUAUGUCAGGGGAGAACGACAUCGAGGGCGCUUGCGGCGCGUCCGGCGAGCCCGGCUCGGCCGACAUCCUGAGCCGGCUGCUGUGCGCCGUGCACGGGCGCGGCGGGGCGCCGGCCGGCUCGGACGGGCCCGGCGCGGCGCCCGGCCCGGCUCGCCGCGACCGCGACCCGCAGCUGUCCACCGCCGCGCACACCGACAUGCUGCUGUUGAACCUCAUGAGGAUUAACGGGUUGACGCCUAAGCCCUCCAGGCAUGGUCCAAAACGCAACUGGUCGUCGUCAAAGCCGGAGAUGUUGGUGGGCAGCAGCCCGCCCCCGAGCGGCCGCCCGCGCCGCCCGAGCGGAGCGAGCGCGCGAGCGAGGCGGGCGCCGCGAGCGCAGCCGCUGUCGCCGGGACAGUUGAGGAGGGGUGACGAUCUGCGGGCGUCUAGUUCUAGUCACGGCGUCCUGCCGGGCGCGCUGCCGGCGCCGGCGCAGUCCCCGGAGCGCGGCGCGCUGUCGCCGUCGCUGGGCUACGACUACUGGCCCUCCGUCUCCUCCGUCAGCGACAAUGACGAGGUCGAGCUCAUUCUGGACUAUAACGACACGCUAUUCGACCUGCUGCUAAACAGCCUAUCAAUCGACGCCGGCGAGUCGGAUUCCCCGCGCCCCGCCACGCCGCCCGCGCAGCCCUGGAGUCCGCUCGCCGCGCACGCCACGCUGCAGAGCACGCCACACGCCACUCCACACGCCACGCCACUCGCUACACCACACGCCACGCCACACGCCACGCCGCCGCCACGUGACACUGAUUGACGCUACAGACAACUGAUGACGCGCCGCAAGGAGUAUUAUCAUUGAGAUUGACCGAGUACUGCACCCGCGAUCUUAGGAUUUGACACGUUCGGCAAGCGCAUUAGCUAUUUUUAGUAAUAAACAAAAUUCUGCGCAGCAUCCAUAGAGUAGAAUUUUGGUUCAGCUUACAUGUUGAAAAUUAUAUCUGAAUUGGGAAGAAGUGCUUUCGCCAGAAAAAUUUUGCGGUCGUUAAAGCAAAUUUGAAAUUUUAGAUUUAUCGAACUUAGACUAUGUACUGCUUGAGAUUUCAUACAAAAGUACUUUUGAUUUAUUUCCAAACGAAUUGUAAUUGAAUUCAAUUGAAAUUGUGUCAAAGUGGAGAAAUUCUAGUCUUAUUAUUGGUUUCUACUUGAGAUAAUUUGUUGGUAAAUUUUUUCGAAGUAAAUUCGUAUGAAAACACUGAGUAGCCUCAAGAGUCUGCUUAUAACUUUUAAGAUGAGGAAAUUACAGGGGAGAUGUACGUCUUUAUCGAAUGCACGUCAGUGUAGACGCGGGUUUACGAUGCAAUGUGUGCCUGGUGUAUUUAUCUUUAUUUUAGUCAUUUAUGAAAUAUGUAAAUAAAAGAUGUGUUUAAUCACCUUGACGGUCGUUUAGUUUGCAUCUUGUAGAUUUUUAAGUACAAGGUAUUUGGUAAAAAAAAAACCGCAUUAUCUCAUAAGAAUGAUGUUUUUGAUUAUCCUUUUGACUUCAUUAACCUGAUUAAUAAUAAUAAUUUUUUUUUUGCAUCGAUUUCUCGAAUCGUUUCUGGAAUUUACUCCUAAUUCUUGGUAUUAUUUUCAAAUCUGAGUCAUUACGUACCUUUUUUUUGAAAUUUGCUCAAUUUUUGCUCUGAAAGUCAUGGGGACUAAUUAGAAAUAAACAAUUCAUGUGUUCACUAUUCAUGUCUGUAGGAAGGAAGAAAGAAUUAUAUUCAAUCAGUUCUUAUUAAAUUCGUUACUUAUGAGAAAAACUUAUACAAUUUGAUCUCGGCUUUAUUUAAGACGAUGGCUAUUGAUAGUCAAACAAUACAUUCUCUGAACAAUCUACGAACCGAUUGAUCCAAAUAAUAAAAAAUGUACUGCCAAGCUUGUGAAAUUGUUUUGGAUUCGACAAUUUUUAAUAGUUCGUUUGUCGGCCAUACCUACCCAAUGACCGACAAAUAGAUAUAUAAAAUAUUUGACUAAAAAAUUUGGAUCUCAUUAUUUUAGUCCAAAAUUCAUGACAUUUUGAGUAGUAUGACUCUAUUUUUCUGUUACGAUUGGUCAAUACCUGAGCCGUCGCUUAAUGACGUUUAUUAUAAUCUUGAUAUUAUUUUCUUUAUAUAAGAUAGUAUAGUAUAUUAAUUUAGUCUUAUCCUAAUUUUGUGUAUUUUUAAAGCAUUUAUUUAUACAAAUAUAUAGUCACGUCUAUCUAUAUCCCUUGCGGGGUGGACAAAGCCAGUUCAAGCAAGUUCAGCUGUAUGGCUUUAUGGUGGAAUUAAUUUAUUGUCGCAUUUAUUUUAUGCUCUCGUAUAAACUGGGCUUAUGACACAAAUCAUUUGGUAUCUUAAAGACUCUGUAAGCUACUUCAUGAUCUACUGCACCAGACUUGGGUUCGUGAUAAUUUCUUAUAUAAUUUCAUUUUAACAAAACAUGCUAAAGCAUUUUCGAAUUACUUUUGUCAUGUAAGUCCAGUUAAUAAAAUCAACUCAAUGUAUUUUAUGCUUUAGACAUUUAUUUUAUCUUUAAAAUAUGGUGAAGUGCCAACGAAAUAUUUUCCUUUUUAUUUAAGGAAAAUACUUUACACUGAAAAUAAAUAAUUAAAUUUUAUUUUUUCAAAGAAUAAUAUUUAUGUAUCCAUCAGGACCAUGUAUAGAAAUAACAUAUUAACACAAUAGGAUGAGCAUAAUAAUUCUUAUUUCACUAUUAUUAUAACGUUUUUUGAUCCAUUUCUGGGUUGAUAUUUACAUAAUAGUUCAAAUUAUUUAAUGUGAUCGUAGGUGUUCGGCGGAGUCGCCCAGGUAUUAUUAUAUUUAAUCACUUAGUUUAGUGCGAAGCGACUGAGUUCAAACAUGUGUGAUUGAUCUGCUUAGGUGAAGUGUGGAAUGAGUAAUGUUAGGCUUUUGUGUCGUGUGCACAUGCGAAAACAAAAUGUUAGAUGCAACAGUUGGAAAAUAAAUUUUAAGUUAAACUUGCAGUUAAAGUAAAUUGUACGAGUGUUUUUGGUUUAUUAAUAAGACUUGUAAUAUGAACUAAUUAUCUAACUAAUUGCUUAAAUGUAAUGAAAACAUGCUCAAAUUCGUAAAAUAGACUUUCUUGAAAAUAAAUUACAUUUUUAACUUGACAGACUUGGGAGUUUCAAAGUAUUUUCUGUUUUCAUUCUUGCAUCUCAUUUUGUUUUCAUUGUGUGGCAAAAAACGCAACAUUCUAAACUGAACUAUUCGUACGACUUUCCAUUUCAAAAUGAAGAUUCUAUUUUUGAUGUAUUUCGAUUGAAAGAGAAAAGGUAUAUUGAUGGAUAAUGUAAUUGUUUCAAUAAAGCAUAUUAUGAUUGUCAA